AUGCUCCACCGCACUUGGAAUGAGGACGUCCUUCACUUGAUCGCCCUUCAUCUAACCGGACAAGAUGCGAUGAACUUGGCGACCACAUCCAGGAUGGCGUACCAAGCGGCCAUCCUCCGCGUCGCGGCGUCUGCAAAAUGCGAUAGUCCUGCCCAGCUCCAGCGGUUCCACGCGUACAUUCUCGGAAGGACCGAAGACGGCCGUACACGCGCGCGGUACCUUGAAGACCUCAUCAUCUCUGAAAAUUCAUUCUUGAGACGCAGAUUCAUACAACGGGACAUCGGUGCGGAGUUGAACGAUGUAGUAGACACUCAAGUGAUCCAAAUCAUGGAUAUCCUCCAGGCGGCGAGUAACCUUCGCCGCCUUGUCAUCGCUCACCUCUACAGGUGCAUGUGUACAGACCCUCGGAUGGCCUCAUCCCUUCCAUCACUGCAUGCACUCCACGCGCUCGAGCUGGUUUGCGUGGGCGAUGAGGAGAUCAAAACUAUAUCACUUCCACCCAACAUUGUGACCCUUACGUUAUCCCAACGAUCCAGCAUCAACUCCGCACCAUCCUUCCUCCGACUCCUCGUCGCCCUCCCACGUCUAAAAACCCUCAUGCGUGUGGGUAUCCGUUGA
Epithele typhae is the source of this 618-nucleotide messenger RNA. RefSeq lists its product as uncharacterized. Bases 1 to 618 code for a protein of 205 amino acids. Lineage: Eukaryota; Fungi; Basidiomycota; Agaricomycetes; Polyporales; Epitheliaceae. The record is from RefSeq and is a predicted model, not a curated record. The transcript has a single exon.